Coprinopsis cinerea okayama7#130 is the source of this 1248-nucleotide messenger RNA. RefSeq lists its product as hypothetical. The record is from RefSeq and is a predicted model, not a curated record. The transcript has 4 exons. NCBI's taxonomy places the organism in Eukaryota, Fungi, Basidiomycota, Agaricomycetes, Agaricales, Psathyrellaceae. Bases 1 to 1248 code for a protein of 415 amino acids.
AUGUCCGGAAAUAGUCAGUCACCUGCUUCGGGAAAGUAUCUUGACAGUGUCAAAGAAUCCUCGCGUAGGAUAUGUCAGAAGGAGGGCAUCAAGAUCGACGAGGCUGCGAUUGAACGCCUUUUGGGCUCGCCAGCCUUCUUGGAGUCUUUCGAUAGACUUUCAUCGUUUCCUGGUCUCGCACUGCCCUUAAACUUUGCCUCCGCCCUCGAUGAACUCAACGUCUUAUCGAUCCUCGCCCUCCUCAACUUUGGGUCCUCCUUCGAAACUACCCUCCGCGCUCAGAUGGGACAUGGUGCCUCCAAUGCCGCCAAAGCCUUGAUCUUCUCAAUGUACAUUGCGUCCAACAGUACGGAGGGAGAUUACCUCUCUGCUAAAGGCAUGGCGGAACUGUCGCAUGCAAAAGUCGCCGAUUUGAUGGGCGUCGAUGUCAUGGUGGAGAAGCCACAUCCUCAAAUGCAUGGUGUAACAGUUGGUGAGCUGGGAGGGGAGAUGUUCGAGUUCGUUAAGAGUAUCACUGGUGUGCUGAAUGAAACUGGGAGAAAGUUGAUGGGGAUGGGGUACCGCAAUCUUGGGUUCCUGGUCGUAGAAGCGUUGAAGGGUGGUGAGAGGGAAGCUGGCUCCAAAGGUGUACCGGAGGCGUUUGCAGAUUUGGUGAUAGAGAAGAUAACUGGUGCGAUCCCAGCGUUCCGCGACAGCGCAGCCGUCGACGGCGAAGGCACGCUUCUAUUUUCUCCUGUGUUAUCUCAUCAAUUCCCUGACUCGUUCUUCCGAAACAACAGAUAUAUUUAUCUUCAACAAGGCCUUGUUCCUGCUCAACGCGAUAUCGGUACGGUUUGGGUCGAUCUCACCACCGCCUUUCCCGAUUCCCUCGAGGCACUGCAGCCAACGACGGCAACAGAAGAAAAGAGGGAAAGUCUGCUGGAGACCAAGGCUCAAGUGGGCUCACCGACAGGGACAAAAGGAAACAAGGGUGCGGAGACGAGCGAAUCAGAGUCUCCAAGUCCUAGGGUAAGUGGACUCGUGGUGACGAAGGAUCAGGCAUAUCUGUUGCGUGCUGCCGCUGUUGCUGCAGUCGAUGCCUUCCCGCGCGUUGCAUCGCAGCUGUCGUCAGACACGGACAAGAAGACGAAGGAGGUCCAGAAUGUCUCGGUUGGACGAAUCAAUUCUUGGUUGGCAGCCAUCGCAAAGGAUCGACCUGAUUACCGGGAUUUGCCUACCUUGGUGUACCGAGAAACAACCGCAUUUUAG